AUGUCCACGGCUGUUGUUAUAAAUCCGCAGUCUCACAACCGCCAUCUGCCUUCAGUCGGCUCACAUACACACCGUCAUAUCAGCAACAGCAGCUGUAACACCACCAACAGCAACACCAAACUUGCCGCAGACACGAUGCCCCACGCUCACGAGACGAAACCUCUCUGGCUCAUCCAGCCACGCCUCGAUGCCGGCGUGUAUCGCGACAAGCUGAUCGGCAGCGUCGUCAAAUACCCAGACCUUCCCACCGAACGCCAUAUCCCCUACCGAACGGGCGCAAAGCUGCCCCGAGACAUUGUAUCGGAUCUCGACCCGAAGCCCAUCCAGGUGCGCAAUGUCAAGUUCUGGACCCGUCGCAUCAAAGAUGCCGGCGUAUCGGCGUCGCUCAACGAGAUUCUCGAGGCGUUUGUGGACCGGGCCAAGGAGGACAAUAGCGAGAAGAUGGCCACGGUAGCGAGGAUAUGGCACAUGGAUUCGCCGGGCGAGAAGUUCAAGGAGCUUCUCAAGAACAAGGAAUAUUUCGAAGAGCUAUUCGAGUUGCUGCGGAGUAACCACGACCAAGGUUACUUUAUCACCGACAUCGUCACCCUGACAAAUAUGGAAAUUAAUGAUUCAACCGGUCGCUUGUCAGGUGUCGGCGCUGAAGUCAAGGUGCCCAUUCCAGAACCUACCUUGAACGUCAACAUCGGUGCUGGAGGCCGUUUCCAAGUCCUCCGAGAAAAGGGCUACUCGGCAUACUAUGAAGAAGAGACCAUUGUCUUCCUCGGAUAUCGACUGGUGCGGCUUGAGAAGGUUGAGGGCACGAGGGCGAAGCUCGGGCGCCUGUUCCUAGGCUCCAAGGCCGGCUUUACAGUGCGUGAUGGGUUCGACUAUUGGCCAGAGUUGGUGGAGAGGGCUGUGGAAGGGAAUGCAGAACCGUUCCUGUCAGCGGAAACACCCAAGGAAGAGAAGAAGGAGCUUGGAGAGGAAGAGGUUGAGUUUGAAGCUAUUGUUGACGAACUGGGGUUUGAUUUUGAGGUGGUGGGAUAA
This is a messenger RNA of Trichoderma breve, 1029 nucleotides long. RefSeq lists its product as uncharacterized. The record is from RefSeq and is a predicted model, not a curated record. NCBI's taxonomy places the organism in Eukaryota, Fungi, Ascomycota, Sordariomycetes, Hypocreales, Hypocreaceae. The coding region runs from base 1 to 1029 and encodes 342 amino acids. The transcript has a single exon.